Plasmodium vinckei vinckei is the source of this 1410-nucleotide messenger RNA. RefSeq names its product RNA-binding protein, putative. Gene Ontology annotation, molecular function: nucleic acid binding; structural constituent of cytoskeleton. The transcript has a single exon. The coding region runs from base 1 to 1410 and encodes 469 amino acids. NCBI's taxonomy places the organism in Eukaryota, Apicomplexa, Aconoidasida, Haemosporida, Plasmodiidae. The record is from RefSeq and is a predicted model, not a curated record.
AUGGAAAAUGAUAGAAUGAAUAACCCUCAAGGGCAGAGUGAUGUAAACAGAGGGUUUAAUAACAUGAACUAUUACAAUAACAAUACCAAUGGAAUGAACAAUGGAAAUAAUAUGAAUGCGGGAUAUUAUGGUGGGUAUGAAGGGCAAAAUAAUAAUUUUAAUAUGAAUACAAAUAAUACAGGUAUGUAUAUUAAUGAAGAAAGUUUUAAGAAUAAUCAAAAUACCAAUAAUAGUGCGAUGCAUAAUAAUUUUAAUAUGAAUAAUCCUAACUAUAAUGGAGGUAAUUAUAAUAACUAUAGUAAUUAUGGCGCCAAUUACAACAUGGCCAACAAUAUUAAUAGUCCUAGCAGUAUGAACGCCCCUAACAAUAUUAAUAGUCCUAGCAAUAUGAACACCCCUAACAAUAUGAAUAACAUGAACAAUGCUAACCAUAGUGGAUAUAGCAGCAUGGGAAAUGUAGCACCAAAUUAUUAUCAGAGUGACCAAUAUAUAUUAAAUAAAAAAACCGCUAAAAUAUUGUAUAUAUAUAAUGUAACAAGUGAAUACUCCGAUGAGAAUUUUAUUUAUAGCUUAUGUUCUAUUUAUGGUAGUGUUGAUACAGUUAGUUAUAUGAAAGGAAAAAAUGUAUUUAUAGUAAAGUUUGGGUCUGCAGAUGAUGCAUUAAACGGAUAUAAAAAUUUACCAACACAUUUUAAAGACUUUCAAUAUGAGCUUCGUAAUGAGUCUAAAAAAAUUAGUUAUUUUAGUGAAAAGGCUAAUAGCCAUAAAUAUGUAUCUCCUAAUCUUUCUGAAAAAAAAUUUUUAUCAUUAAGCCCAGAAAAACGAGAAAAAAUUAUGAGCAUAAAACAAAAAGAGCUAUUAAGAAAGUGUAAGGAAAAAUUAAAUGAAUAUAUUAACAUGUUCAAUAACAAAAAUAUAACAGAAGAUGAAAAAAAUAAAUUACAAGCUUUGAUAGAACAUUUAAAAGCACGAAUACAUGCAUUGAAUAAUCAAUGUGAUAAUGCAAAUUUAGGAGGAAUACAAAAUCAGUAUUUAUCAAACAAUUAUAAUAAUACGUAUGAAAGUAACAGAAACACUAAUAAUAUAAGCGGAAAUGUUAAUAAUUCAAACAUUUCUAAUAAUAUCAACUAUAAUAAUAACAUUUAUGCGGAAGGUAGUACUACUAUUAAAAUUAAUUCGUUGAAUAAUAUUCAAAAUAACGAUGACUUAAGUAAUUAUAUAAUUCAAAACAAUUCUAUAUUUUUAAAUGAACAUAUUUCAUAUCUUUCAUUAUUUACAUUUGGUGAAAAAUAUGCAAUAAUUAAAUAUACUAAUCAAAAUGCAGCAAAAACAGUUCUCAACAAUUGCACUAUGUGCAAUAUUAAUGCAGAAUUUGUUCCCGAUGAUAAUGGCAAUCAGCAAGGUAGCUAG